Molecule: messenger RNA, 960 nt
Organism: Dovyalis caffra
Lineage: Eukaryota; Viridiplantae; Streptophyta; Magnoliopsida; Malpighiales; Salicaceae
Source: the annotation of a GenBank genome assembly
AUGAAGAAGAUCUCCAUCUGGUUCAUUCUUGCGCUUGCUUUGGUUAAUUUAGCACUUGUUGUAAACGGAGAUGAAUCAGAGACGACAAUAGUGAAGAAGGUGAAGGGAAAGAAAGUGUGUAAAAGAGGAUGGGAGUGUUUAGAAUGGUCCGAGUACUGUUGCAAUCAAACAAUAUCUGAUUUCUUCCAGCCUUACCAGUUUGAGAACCUGUUCUCAAAGAGGAAUUCUCCUGUGGCACACGCGGUUGGAUUCUGGGAUUACCAGUCUUUCAUUAUGGCCUCUACCAGUUUUCAGCAUCUUGGGUUUUGUACGACUGGUGGCAAGGUUAUGCAGAUGAAGGAGCUUGCUGCCUUCCUUGCUCAUGUUGGCUGCAAAACCUCUUGUGGUUAUGGAGUGGCUACUGGAGGACCAUUGGCCUACGGUCUUUGCUACAACAAGGAAAUGAGUCCGAGUGAGUCAUAUUGUGAUGAUUUUUACAAAUACACCUAUCCUUGUGCUCCUGGAGCUGAAUACUAUGGCCGUGGUGCCAUACCAAUUUACUGGAACUAUAACUACGGAGUUACUGGAGAAGCUCUGAAGGAGGAUUUGUUGAACCAUCCAGAGUACUUGGAACAAAAUGCUACCCUUGCCUUCAAGGCUGCAAUGUGGAGGUGGUCGACUCCAAUAAAGAAAUCACAGCCUUCAGCCCAUGAUGCCUUUGUUGGCAACUGGAAACCCACCAAGAAUGAUACUCUUUCCAAGAGGGUUCCAGGAUUUGGUACGACAAUGAAUAUUCUCUAUGGGGAUCUUGUUUGCGGCCAGGGUGAUAUAGAUGGCAUGAACAACUUCGUCUCCCAUUACCUAUAUUACCUUGACUUGCUGGGUGUGGGUAGAGAAGAGGCAGGGCCCCAUGAAUUUCUCACUUGUGCCGAGCAGGUUGCAUUUAAUCCAUCUUCUUCCAGUCCUUCAGCAUCUUCCUGA